Molecule: messenger RNA, 2403 nt
Organism: Lucilia cuprina (Australian sheep blowfly)
Lineage: Eukaryota; Metazoa; Arthropoda; Insecta; Diptera; Calliphoridae
Product: protein GPR107
Exons: 9
Coding region: 161-2167 (668 amino acids)
Biological process (GO): transport
Cellular component (GO): Golgi apparatus; membrane
Source: RefSeq, a predicted model, not a curated record
UUUUUUACUAGCUUAAAAAAGAAAAUAAUUUUAUUUAUUCAAUUUGUUUUGUUAGUAAAAUAAAUAAUUUAAAAAUAGAACUCCGCAAAAAAACUCUUCAACAUAACCAUUAAAAUAUAAAAACAAAGAGAACUUCUAAUCAAAAAUUGUCAUCGUAAAGAUGACAAAAAUAAAUAAAAUGUUAACAAAAACAACUCUUAUAAGGAAGCCAAUGACGUUGGCCAAAUCAAUAUUUGUCUUUUUAAUAAUUGCGGCUUUUCUACGCGACCAUCUAGUGGAGGCACGUAAACAUCAUUUAGAAGUUCGAACCGAUGAUCGUCCUUAUAUUGCCUUGUCAACAUUUGGUUUCUAUACCAAUGGCCAUUUAAAUGUUAAUCUUAGCAAAUUGGUGUUGUCAUCGGAAACGGGUAAUGAAAAGUUGGGUUUGUCUUUGGACAAGACUACCAUCGAUCAAAUGAAUCCUUAUUUGGAUUCUCAUCAAAAUAAAUGUUUAUUGGAAGAAUCUUGGAGUUUGCAAAGAAGUGGUCCAAUUUUAUUCUUUUUAUUCGAUUUAAAGAAUUUACAAGUCCAUGUUAAAUGCUCACCCGAAUGGCGUAAUCAACACAUCUACAAGGACAGCUCAAUGUUUCCCAUGUAUCGUGGCAAACGACAAUCAAAAGUACAUACAACUCAAAAUAGGCUGGUUUUAGGACCUCGUCGUAGACGUGAUGUUGCACCACACGAAGGUGAAGCCAAUGGCGACAAUAUGCCACCAGUUUUACUCAAUGAAGAACAACUAAUGGAUGACGAUGAUUCGUACGAAGCACCCGCAGUCCCCUCCAAACCAACAGCAGCUGCCAAAAAAGUCAAAGAAGAACAUGUUAUAGGAGAAAAUCCUGUAGUAGAAGAAAAAACUCAAGGAAGCGGUGAAAAGAAAGUUGAAUCAUCUGAGAAGUCUUUAAACCCACCUACCAUGCCAGCUGCUGUAAUGCAACAAGCUCAAGAUUAUUCCUCAAAAGAAAAUGUACAAAAUCCAUUUUGUAAAAAUUUGAUUCUGCCCUUGACACGGACAAAUGUGGAUGGUGUAAAUUAUUAUAAUAUGUCGUUUUCUAUGUUUGUGGGUUCAUUGCGUGAAGAAGGUCUUUAUAAUUUAUAUUUCCAUAAUUGUGAGAACUAUCAUGGUUUCGAUAAAGAAGUUUCAUUUGUGGUCGAUAUUGAAGAAAAUAAUAAUGGCAACUAUUUGUCAGCUGGAGAAAUGCCUUUACCCGCUUUAUAUUUAAUGAUGUCUUUAUUAUUCUUUUUGUCCGGUCUAUUUUGGGUAUUUAUCUUAAAAAAGAGCAAACAUACAGUUUACAAAAUUCACUAUAUAAUGGCGGUUUUAGUAUUUUUAAAAUCAUUGUCAUUAAUGUUUCAUUCAAUAAAUUAUCAUUUUAUUGAAACCAGAGGAGAACAUGUCGAAGCAUGGGCCAUUUUAUAUUAUAUUGCUCAUUUACUUAAGGGAGCUGUUCUAUUUAUAACCAUCGUUUUAAUUGGCACCGGUUGGACAUUUAUCAAACAUAUACUAUCCGAUAAAGAUAAGAAAAUCUUUAUGGUUGUAAUACCAUUACAGGUUCUAGCAAAUGUUGCCGAAAUUAUUAUCGAAGAAUCUGAGGAAAGUGAUGCUGAAUACCGAACCUGGCAUAAUAUAUUCAUAUUUGUUGAUCUCCUAUGUUGUGGUGCCAUAUUAUUCCCGAUUGUCUGGUCGAUACGUCAUUUACAUGAAGCCUCAGCCACCGAUGGCAAAGCUGCCAUUAAUUUACGUAAAUUAAAAUUAUUCCGCCAAUUUUACAUAAUGAUCGUCUGUUAUAUCUACUUUACACGUAUUAUUGUUUAUUUGCUUAAAAUGACGGUGGCCUUUCAAUAUGCCUGGUUGGAUGAAAUGUUCCGUGAAAUGGCCACAUAUGUUUUCUUUGUCUUGACGGGCUACAAAUUCCGUCCAACAUCAUCACAUCCUUACUUUGCCGUAGACGAUGAUGAUGAUGACGGCGAUGAGGUUGAAGUUUUAACCGAAUCGGGUCUCACACAUAAUAUACAUCGUACUAAGGCACAAAAUCGUAAUGCUGUGUCGAAUACCACCAUUAUUGAGGGUAAUGAUGAGGAAAAAGAGAAUUUAAUUUCGAAACGAGAAUCAUCACAUGAAUAUGAUUAGAAUUUAUGUAGUAGAAAAGUAUUUAAAAAGUGAAACAAAAUAUGUUUGCAAAAGAAAGAAAAACUAUAAACGAUUUAUUAUAUUAAAAAUUUAUGGUUUAGGAAUUUGCUCCUCUUAAACAGAGACAUACACAUAAACAUACAUACACAUUUUCUAUUAAGUCUUGACUGAAACAAAAAGAUAACUAAAAAAAAACUUAUAUUAAAAAGGAGUUUUUUCUUUUGUAUUACUUUCAG